AUGGCGAAGCUGCCAAAACCCCCGAUAUCGUUGCCAAAAAGGUCCCCAAUACCCACACGGACUGCACCUCCUCUACACUCGAGGAUAGCACCGCGAGCUGCUGCUCCACCAUCACAAACACCCGACCCUACACCACGAGAAGCAUGGCAGAAGGUCUGGUCUGCGAGGCCGAAGCUGGCGGAUCUGCAAAGACUGUCUGACGAGGAGAUGAGGUCAGCCCACCACCAGGCAAAGCUGCAGAGAUGGAGGCAAUGGCCCGUCUUUGGACUUGGUCUGGUCGCAUUUGGCAUGGGCAUGUACGGCGUCAUGCUCUAUGUGUCGCUAACGCGCGACGUGGAUUUCAAGGACCUGCCCGACGACCUGUCUGAUCGUUUUGACAAAGAAGCCGAGGGAUACGACGAAAAGGUCGACAUGUCCGAGACGCUGCUGUUGCUCACUUCCAAGCGCAAGAAGCUCACGCAAAAAGCAAAGGGACACGUACUGGAGGUGGCAGUGGGGACGGGCAGAAACAUCUCCUACUACAACACCAAGCAGUGCGCCACAGUCACACUGCUCGACUCCAGUGGGCCCAUGCUGGCAGUCGCAAAGCGCAAGUGGAACGACACGCACAAGGAGUACUUUAGCCGCGUCUUCUUCAAGCACCAGUCCGCCGUCGACCCCAUUGUGCCUCCCUACGGCGCCCAAGACGGCUACGACACGGUGAUACAGACCAUGGGCCUCUGCUCCACCCCUGAACCCGUCAAGCUGCUGCAGAAUAUCGAGGCAUGCACCAACGAGAACGGGCACAUCCUGCUUCUUGAACACGGCAAGUCGCAUUACGGGUGGCUAAAUGACCUGCUGGACAGGACAGCGCCCGCGCACGCCGACGAACACGGAUGUUGGUGGAACAAGGACAUUGGGGCCAUCGUCGAGGAGAGCGGCCUGGAGGUCGUGGACAUCAAGAGGUACAACUUUGGCACGACAUGGUGGUUAGAACUCAAGCCAAGGAAGGGGCUACGGAAAGCGCUGGCCGAGACUGUAGCAUCUGAACGGUUGCGUGUGCCGCAAGCCAACUCUCCGGUUGCACAAACAUCGUCGUGGUCGCUCUGGAGGUGA
Dothidotthia symphoricarpi CBS 119687 is the source of this 1095-nucleotide messenger RNA. Its product is annotated as methyltransferase OMS1 mitochondrial precursor. The transcript has a single exon. The record is from RefSeq and is a predicted model, not a curated record. NCBI's taxonomy places the organism in Eukaryota, Fungi, Ascomycota, Dothideomycetes, Pleosporales, Dothidotthiaceae. The coding region runs from base 1 to 1095 and encodes 364 amino acids.